Macrosiphum euphorbiae (potato aphid) is the source of this 837-nucleotide messenger RNA. Lineage: Eukaryota; Metazoa; Arthropoda; Insecta; Hemiptera; Aphididae. The record is from the annotation of a GenBank genome assembly.
AUGGGAUUACACUAUGUCUUAGGUGAACCGUUCGGUUUUUGCAAACACGAAAAAGAUACCACUGCUUCUAGAAAGUUCUUGCAGGAGUUUCUACAGGAUAUCCCGCCACCAAUUAUUGGCCCAGUGUUCGACAAAACGGUGCCGAAUAACGUGACCGGGUUGGUUGGUAGAACCGCGUACUUACAUUGCAGAGUCAAGAACCUGGGCAAUCGAACCGUAUCGUGGAUACGACAUCGGGACAUACAUCUUCUCACUGCGGGAAGGUACACAUAUACAAGUGACCAACGGUUCGAAGCCAUUCAUGAACCACAUUCAGAAAACUGGUCGUUAAGGAUAAAAUAUCCUCAAAAAAAAGAUUCUGGUAUAUAUGAAUGCCAGAUAAGUACAACUCCGCCCAUAGGUCAUCCUGUAUACUUAACUGUAUUAGAACCAACUACCGAAAUACUGGGAGGUCCGGAGCUGUUCAUUGAUCAGGGUAGCACGAUAAACCUCACCUGCUUGGUGCAGUUCGCACCGGAACCUCCGCCGACCGUUGGCUGGACGCACGAAAAACAACCCAUAAAUUUCGAUUCUCCACGAGGCGGAAUAAGCCUGGUAACGGAAAAAGGGUCGACCACCAGCAGCAGAUUAUUAAUUCAAAAGGCGUCGUCUUCAGAUACCGGCUACUACUCUUGCGAUCCGUCAAAUGCAAAUUCGGCCACCGUCAGGGUUCAUAUAUUAAACGGUGAACAUCCGGCCGCCAUGCACCACGGCCAGGGCAGCAUCCCGCUGUGCCCACCGAUUGUCAGCGCCAUGAUCGUACCGUUUUUGCUCAUCUUCACUGCCAGAGACCUAUAG